AUGUUUGAGGUUGAAGUUGAGGACGUGCAUUACUUUAAGUAUGUCUUCAUGGCACUUGGUUGGUGUAUUAGGAGUUUCUUGAACUGCAUAUUCCCAAUAAUCAUUGUUGAUGGGACAAAUCUGUACAAGAAAUAUAAAGGUAUGUUGUUAAUAGAAACAUACAUUGAUGGCAAUAACAACAUAUAUCCUAUCACCUUUAGCAUUGUAGAUGAGGAGAAUGAUGCAUCAUGGAAUUGGUUCAUGACUCAUUUGAAGGUUUUAGUAGGAGACAUUCCAAAUUUUGUGAUUAUAUUAGCUCGUCACAUCUCAGUUGUGAAUGAUCUCUCAAGUAUAGUCCCCAAUGCAUUCCAUGCCCUAUGUAAAUACCAUAUUCAGAAUAAGUUGGUGGACAGAUUUAAGAAUAAGGGCAUAAUUUCACACUUCUACCUAGCAGCAAAAGCUUAUAGAAUGUCUAAGUUUCAAAUAUCUUGGGUUAAGCUCCAUCAAUAUCCCGGGGUGAUGACCUAUCUUAAGGAGAUUGGAUUACAACGGUGGGCAAGGGUUUAUCAAGUCCAUUGUAGGUAUGACAAGAUGACGAUAAAUAUUGUAGAAUGCCUCAAUGGAGUGUUGAAAGAUGCAUGGGAACUAUCAAUCACUAACAAUGACAUGCACAAAUAUUAUAGCUGA
This is a messenger RNA of Benincasa hispida (wax gourd), 666 nucleotides long. The record is from RefSeq and is a predicted model, not a curated record. NCBI's taxonomy places the organism in Eukaryota, Viridiplantae, Streptophyta, Magnoliopsida, Cucurbitales, Cucurbitaceae.